AUGCUCUUUUCGUUGUCUUUCUCGCUCUGGUCUGUUGCCAUUUUCCUGCUGGCGACGGCUCUCUUCAGAUACCGACGGCUGUGCUCCAUUCCGGGGCCUCUCCUGGCAUCAUUCACGGACCUCUGGAGGUUUUCUGUCACACAGUAUGGAGGGUUCUCACACACACUCAAAGAACUCCAUAAUCAGUACGGGCCGUUGGUGCGAAUUGGUCCCAACACCGUGAGCGUCUCCGACCCUGCCGCGGUUCCUAUGAUCCAUUCGAUGCACGGGGAGUUCAGAAAGGUAUGCAAGGUGCCCACCCCUGCCAGCCUGCUUCGACUGACGCCCAUCCGUGAUGUCAAGGCCCAGUCUUAUACGACUUUGAGAGCCCUUGUGAACGGGAGAGUCCUCGGCACGGUGAUUGAUAUUUUAGACGAGGACGAAGUGUCGGCUCUCAAGCGGGCAGUCGGAAGCGCCUUCGCAGCCAAGAAUCUGCUGGAUUAUGAGCCCGAUGUAGACCAUGCUCUCGAGACACUCGUGCAGGUCCUUCGCAAGUCCCGAACGGCGACACUGUUUGACGUUAUGCAGCAAUUCCAAGUCGACUUUCUCCUGAAGGCGGCCUUCAGCAAACAGACGGAUUAUCUGGAAACCGGACGAUCCGUCGCCCCGGUCUCGGCCUAUGCGAGACUGGUACAUUGGGGCCGUUGGCAAAGCGUGCCCGCGCUCGAGAAGCUCCUUUUCAAGUCUCCGCUCUGUUGGACAUGGUACAGCAGACAGACCGCAAAACCCCAGGCGUGGACGGCCAUGGCCAUCGAAGAGUUCAACAAGCGAAAGUACAAAGCGGAUGAGGGGUUUGUGAGUGAUGCCAGUGAAAAGCCUGAUCUCAUGGCCAAAUACCUGGACGGACGCAAUCGGCACAAGGACCGCGUCUCAGACGAAACCAUCCUGAGGAUGAUCUCGAGCACCAUUGCCGCUGGCUUUGACACUUCGGCCUUCACCAUGACCGCCAUCCUCUACUACCUGGUCAAGUAUCCCGGGGCAAUGAAGAAGCUGCGCUCCGAGAUCGACGAGGCGCUCAACGCAGGACGACUGUCCCCCCAGCCACGAUUCGUCGAGACAGACAGGCUGGACUAUCUCGGCGCCGUCAUCAAAGAGACCAUGCGCAUGCAGCCCUUCGUCCGAGUCCCGCUGGAAAGAGAGGUUCCUCCGGAGGGGGCCGAGAUCGCUGGGACGUUCCUCCCGGGCGGUACCAUAGUGGGCGUGUCUGUCUGGAAUGCGCAUUUCGACCGCACCGUCUUUGGGAAGGACGCCGACGAGUUUAGACCCGAUCGUUGGCUGGAGCCUGACCACCAGCGCCGACUCAUGAUGGAGAGGACCGUGCUCGGAUUCGGAGCCGGCAAACGCGUCUGCAUUGGCAGACACAUUGCCGAGCUGGAGAUGAAGAAGGUGAUCCCGAGAAUCCUGCUCGAGUUCGAUGUGAGUAUCAAAAGUCCACACCAACUUCACUGCCUCGCUCCCUCCAUCCAUCCCGUCUUCCCCAAUCCUUUCCUUGCCUUGCACGUAGAUGGACCAUCCAUGCUGAGAGGUCGCCUUCCUUCGCUGACUGUGGCAUUCUGA
Cladophialophora immunda is the source of this 1596-nucleotide messenger RNA. RefSeq lists its product as uncharacterized. Lineage: Eukaryota; Fungi; Ascomycota; Eurotiomycetes; Chaetothyriales; Herpotrichiellaceae. Gene Ontology annotation, molecular function: oxidoreductase activity, acting on paired donors, with incorporation or reduction of molecular oxygen; monooxygenase activity; heme binding. The coding region runs from base 1 to 1596 and encodes 531 amino acids. The record is from RefSeq and is a predicted model, not a curated record. The transcript has a single exon.